UUUUUGGCAUCUACAUAAACUCUAGAUGUUAUCAAGAGAUUUUUGGGUGUAGUGAGAUUUCCACUACACCUUCCAGAGGUGUACAACUGUGGUCAGAAUCAGUCUGGUCUCCUAAACUGACAACUGCUCUUCGAAACAGUGACGCUGGAGACAGGCUUUAAAAGGCCGGCUGAACGCCAAACCAGGAGAGAGAGUUUGAGUCACACACACAACCCUAACUGGAGCUGAACGCUGUAAAGCUAUUUAUGUAGAAUCUGUAAGAGCCUGUAGAGUUUAUGUUGACUGUAAUCACUAAAGCUGAUGAGCUCCUUCAAGCUCAGGCCAAGGAUCGACAGGCCUUACGGAGUGAAUCAUACAAUCAGUCCAGUUGGUGGCGGUAAUGCACCAUGUGUUGGCUUGUCAACCGCCAUUGAACAACACCAGAAGAAGAAGAGCUGAUAGUUUGGAUGCUAACUUCGCAGGUGGAUGUGAUUCAUGCUGGAGAACAGCAGAUGCUGCAGACACCAGUGAAGAUUGAAGUGAAGCUGCUGGACUGCAGGAACCUGAUGAAGAUGAGAGGAGAAACCACAGCAGAGGAACAACAGAGUGAUGAAGAUGAUGAUGAACAGCAGAUAUUGCAGACACCAGUGAAGAUGUGUUCAGUGAAGCUGCUGGACUGCAGGAACCUGAUGAAGAUGAGAGGAGAAACCACAGCAGAGGAACAACAGAGUGAUGAAGAUGAUGAUAAAACCACAGCAGAGGAACAACAGAGUGAUGAAGAUGAUGAUGAAACCACAGCAGAGGAACAACAGAGUGAUGAAGAUGAUGAUGACUUUAUUCCUGCAGAGUUGAUGGAAGUGAAAGAAGACCAUGAAGAACUGAAUGAAGUGGAUGCGGAACAACAUGAUUUUAUACCUGGAGAAAAAUCUUUGAGUGGCUCAAACACUGAAAAUAAUUUAUCUCCAAAAAAUCCUCAAAGAGCAGUCAAGAAAUCUUUCACCUGCCAUCAGUGUGGGAAGAGUUACACACGUAAAAGCAAUCUUAAUGUACACAUGAGAGUUCAUACUGGAGAGAGACCUUGCACGUGCCAUCAGUGUGGGAAGAGUUUCACACGUAAAGGCGAUCUUUAUAAACACAUGCAAGUUCAUACUGGAGAGAGACCUUACACGUGCCAUCAGUGUGGGAAGAGUUUUGCACGUAAAGGCGAUCUUAAUACACACAUGCAAAUUCAUACUGGAGAGAAACCUUACACGUGCCAUCAGUGUGGGAAGAGUUUUGCACGUAAAGGCGAUCUUAAUAAACACAUGCGAAUUCAUACUGGAGAGAAACCUUACACGUGCCAUCAGUGUGGGAAGAGUUUCACACGUAAAGGCCAUCUUAAUGCACACAUGAGAGUUCAUACUGGAGAGAAACCUUACACGUGCCAUCAAUGUGGAAAGAGUUUUGCAGAUGCAGGCAAUCUCAAGAGUCAUCUCUCUUGUCACUCUGGAGAAAAGUCAUACGAAUGUGAAAAGUGUGGCAAAACAUUUGUUCUUGCACAGUACCUAAAAAAACAUCUGAAAACUCACACAAAUGAGAAGCCUUACAAGUGUUCAUUUUGUGGAAAGAGUUUUGCACAUGUGUCCUAUUUGAAACAGCACCAGAAAACUCAUAGCAGUGUGGGAGCUCAUAUGUGCUUUGAAUGUGGGAAGAUUUUUAUUGCAUCCGGCAACUUGAAACUGCACCAAAGAAUUCAUACUGGAGAGAAACCAUACAAGUGCUCACACUGUGGAAAGAGAUUCACUCAGUCUUGUCACCUGAAAUCACACAAGAGAAUUCAUAAUGGAGAGAAACCAUACAAGUGAUCACAUUGUGAAGAGAGUUUCACUAUGUCAGAAAACCUGAAAACACACAACAUAAUUCAUACUGGAGAGAAACUUUACCAUUGCUCUUCAUGUCAUUUCUUCUUCUCAUGUUAAAUAAUUGCCCAACAAGUCACAGUUAGUGGUCGAUCAGUAUGGAUUUUUCAAUGGGACUACCAUUUGUUAUAUCAGAAGUAAUGGAGAUUCAUCAGACCAGACUGUGUUUUUCCUGUCUUUAACUGUCCAGUUUUGAUGAUUCUGUGUCCACUGCAGUCUCUGCUUUCUGUUCUUGUCUGACAGAAGUGGAACCUGACGUGGUCUUCUGCUGUUGUAGCACAUUCGCCUCACCUCUCUCAUCAACAAGACGUUUCCAUCCACAGAACUGCCGCUCAUGUGGAAUGUUUUCAUUUAAUCAUUCAGUUAAUCCAUUUCUGAUUAUUGAAUUGAUAUGCAAUAUGCAUUGAUCUAAAAAUGACAAUGUGUAAUCAAUGUACUAUGAAUAACUGCAUUAUGAAUGUUAUUCAAUAUGUUAGAUAUUUAAUCAUUCAUUUAUUGAUUUAAUUAUCAUUUACUCAGUCUAAUAAUCAAAUUGCAAAUCAAUGGAAAAAUGCAGCUUAACUAUGAACAUGAACAAAUGUGUGUAUUGAUACUAAAGGAAUGAUCAAAUGUUUGAAUUAGAACAAAGUUAGGCACUGUCUGGUACCUGUCUGAAAGAGUCAGAGGACACAUGUGCGUUAAUUAGUGCUAGAAACGAGAUGAAACAAAUGUAUGUGGGUGUGCACACAUUUCCCAUCUUACAGGAAUGUGUGUAACUAAUGACUGUAAUAAGGGAAAUCAUUUCAUAUACUAAUCAAAUUCAUGCAGAAAGUAAUGAUUGUUAGUUAAUAUAAAAUAUGUAACCAUAUGAAGUGAUUACAGUGUGUUUUAUGCAUUUAAAAUGAAAUAUGCUUUUGCCAUCAUUGAAGCAAGUUGGGUCAGGAUGACCAGCUGGAAGGGAGACUGUGAUGAUGACACUAGGGGGCAUGAGAUGAUUUUAUUGGAUGAAGAGGCCAUCACUCAAAGAGAGGGGGUGGAACAGAAGCUGUAUAAAGGAUGCAUGAUUCUGAAGUAGUCAUUUCAGAUGCUAGAUGAUAAGAUGGCAUCUCGGCUUUGUUCAAUAAAUUCUCAUCUUUGACAUCUGGAACCCUGGAGAGUUUUCUUACUGAGAGGAAAAGGAUCUUCAGUAUUCCACGACACUCACUGGAUGUUGCAUCUUUAGCAGCACUUGACAAAUUGCCCAGAUAGUGUAAAAUGUGAAACUAUUUAAA
Xyrauchen texanus (razorback sucker) is the source of this 3127-nucleotide messenger RNA. RefSeq names its product zinc finger protein OZF-like. Lineage: Eukaryota; Metazoa; Chordata; Actinopteri; Cypriniformes; Catostomidae. The transcript has 5 exons. Gene Ontology annotation, molecular function: DNA-binding transcription factor activity, RNA polymerase II-specific; RNA polymerase II cis-regulatory region sequence-specific DNA binding. The record is from RefSeq and is a predicted model, not a curated record. Gene Ontology annotation, biological process: regulation of transcription by RNA polymerase II. Bases 447 to 1823 code for a protein of 458 amino acids.